Molecule: messenger RNA, 1191 nt
Organism: Phytophthora nicotianae INRA-310
Lineage: Eukaryota; Oomycota; Peronosporomycetes; Peronosporales; Peronosporaceae
Exons: 4
Coding region: 1-1191 (396 amino acids)
Cellular component (GO): nucleus; cytoplasm
Source: RefSeq, a predicted model, not a curated record
AUGGUGCUGCUGUGCUCAACACCGCCGGCUCCACUGCCUGUGGACGUGGCUGCGACUCGCCCGCUGGUUCAGGAGGUGACUAUGUCUGCUGCUGCCCGAAAGCAUGUUCGUGUUUUGGCGGGCAGCACCUAUGGACGCUGCGUGCUGGGACUUGCUGGAUUCUUGACGAUUGCGACAGAACACCUAGCUGCAUUUGUCAAGCAAAUGUAUGGAGAUGUAGGCGAAGAUGACCUCAAGAUUGUGCACGAAAUUUUGCUCCUGCUUGCUGAGACGGUUGUCGAUGAGGAUAAUGCUACGUUUAUCGCUCGUAUCGGAGCUCACCCAUUGCUGAUGCGUCUAAUGGAGCACGACAACGAAGAGAUCCAGGAGGCCGCAGCAGAGGUCGUCACGGCGUGUACGAGCAGUCCAUCGGCUAUCACAUUCCCGCACCGUGUGCGUCAGGUUGGAGAAGUGCAGCUCCUGUGGCCUCGUGCAGUGCCGUUGCCUUUCGACCCUCGUGAUAAUGUUCCCAAGAAUGCUGACGGCACCCAGGGCACUCUUAAUGUGCUUAUUCGUCAGGUGCCAACGCGUAUGACUGGCCAGAGGAAGACUGGAUAUCUUCUAUGGGGUGCAGCUUUUGUGCUGGCGCGUUGGAUUCACAAACACCGCGAUCUGUUCGUGGGCAAGAGUGUGCUCGAAGUGGGCAGUGGCCUUGGACUUGGAGGCAUUACAGCAGCUCGAUACGCACAGAACACCACACUCACGGACUACCAGGCCGACACAUGCACGGCGCUCGAGUACAAUGUGCAACUUAACAAACCGUUCACGCACGAGUACGACCCAUCGAAGCCUGAUGUCAAGGUUUCGCUGCUGGACUGGGACCUCACCAAAAGUAUUGAGGCUGUUCCCAAGGCGGAAGUUGUGAUUGCCAGCGAUAUUAUCUGCGAGCCAAGCACAGCUGAAGGAUUUCUGCGCGUUGUGCGCCACCACGUCCUGAGCAACCCCAACAGCGUGGCCUACCUCAUGAAUGCCAACAGCCACAGUCGCUUCGGUGUCGUUCACCUGCACGCGCUGCUGGCUGCGAGCACGGAUCUCUCCUACAGUAUCACACCAGUAGACGAGCUUCCUGACGGCGCUGAGCUUCUUGAGACUGUCAGCGAUGCACAAGAGCUGUCGUACGAAUUCUACGAGAUCCGUGCUGCCUCGAGCUAG